Molecule: messenger RNA, 225 nt
Organism: Cylicostephanus goldi
Lineage: Eukaryota; Metazoa; Nematoda; Chromadorea; Rhabditida; Strongylidae
Source: the annotation of a GenBank genome assembly
AUGAAUCCCGCCACGCUGUCAACGGUUGGCUUCGAUUUCGGCGCUUCUGGCAGCCAGCCAGAGGCAAAUGAUCACCUUCAGAGGUUAGCUGCUAUGACCCAAGGCGUAGGCAAAGAUGAUCAUGAACAAACAGCGGCUCCCUCUACAGAUGCUGCCCUCUACACAGGUCUCUCUCCGGAAGAGCGACAUGAGCUCUUCCGUCUAAUAGCCACUUACGAUCGUUAA